AUGGCUCGGGCCACUCGGCUCCUCCGCGGCGCGGCCCCGCGCGCCCUCCUGCUGCCGCUGCUGCUGCUGCUCCUGCCGCCGCCGCCGCUGGCGGGGGCCCCGCGGCCGCCGGACACCCACCGCCACCGCCUGCUGAGGAGGGGGCCGCAGGCCUGGCAUGGAGCUUCCCCCAGCAGCCUGGCACCUGCCCCCGCUGCACAGGAGGCUCCUGGUCCCGCCGGGGGCCCCAGGCAGCCCCACUGCGGCGUGCCUGACCCGCCCGUGAGGCUGAGUGCCCGCAACAGAAAGAAGAGGUUCGUGCUGUCGGGUGGGCGCUGGGAGAAGACGGACCUCACCUACAGGAUCCUCCGGUACCCGUGGCAGCUGGUGCGGGGGCAGGUGCAGCGGACAAUGGCAGAGGCCCUGAAGGUGUGGAGCGACGUGACCCCGCUCACCUUCACGGAAGUGCAUGAGGGCCGUGCGGACAUCAUGAUCGACUUCACCAGGUACUGGCAUGGGGACGACCUGCCGUUCGACGGACCCGGGGGUGUCCUGGCCCACGCCUUCUUCCCCAAGACCAACCGGGAAGGGGACGUCCACUUCGACUACGAUGAGACCUGGACUGUCGGGGACGACCAGGGCACCGACCUCCUGCUCGUGGCGGCCCACGAAUUCGGCCAUGUGCUCGGGUUACAGCACACGACGGCUGCCAAGGCCCUGAUGGCCCCUUUCUACACCUUCGGCCACCCCCCGGGCCUCAGCCCGGACGACCGCAGGGGCAUCCAGCACCUGUACGGCCGGCCCCGGCCGCCCCCCAGCGCCAGGCCCCAGGCUCCGGGCCCCCGGGGUGGGGUGGACACCAACAGGCCCCGGCCGCCCCCCAGCGCCAGGCCUCCGGUCCCGGGUCCCCGGGCUGGGGUGGACACCAACGAGAUCGCGCCGCUGGAGCCGGAUGCCCCGCCGGACGUCUGCGAGGUGGCCUUCGACGCGGCAGCCACCAUCCGCGGUGAGCUCUUCUUCUUCAAGGCCGGCUUCGUGUGGCGGCUGCGCGGCGGCCGGCUGCAGCCUGGCUACCCUGCGCUGGCCUCUCGCCACUGGCAGGGGCUGCCCAGCCCCGUGGACGCCGCCUUCGAGGACGCCCAGGGCCAUAUCUGGUUCUUCCAGGGGGCUCAGUACUGGAUGUACGACGGCGAGAAGCGGGUGGUAGGCCCCGCCCCCCUCUCUGAGCUGGGCCUGCUGUGGUCCCCGGUCCACGCAGCCUUGGUCUGGGGCUCCGAGAAGAACAAGAUCUACUUCUUCCGAAACGGAUACUACUGGCGCUUCCACGCCAGCACCCGCCGUGUGAACAGCCAGGCGCCCCGCCGGGCCACGGACUGGCGAGGAGUGCCCUCCGAGGUGGAUGCCGCCUUCCAGGACGCGGACGGUUAUGCCUACUUCCUGCGCGGCCGCCUCUACUGGAAGUUUGACCCCGUGAAGGUGAAGGUCCUGGAAGGCUUUCCCCGCCUCGUGGGCCCCGAUUUCUUCGGCUGUGCAGAGCCCGCCAACACCUUCCACUAG
This is a messenger RNA of Pipistrellus nathusii (Nathusius's pipistrelle), 1536 nucleotides long. Lineage: Eukaryota; Metazoa; Chordata; Mammalia; Chiroptera; Vespertilionidae. The record is from the annotation of a GenBank genome assembly.